AUGGCACUCCACGGCGGAGCUGGCACGCUGCAAUGUGAUGCGACGGGCUGGAGGAGCGUCUCCGCGGCUUGUAUGGAGCUGAUCCACGCGCACGAGCGGCGUGUGGGCAAGACUCACGCCUGCUGGGCCCCCGGUGGCUUUGACUGCAUACGAGCUUCUUACGUGCAGCAGAUAGUGACCGCUGGCUCGGAUCUCGAUAGAGGCGUCCAAGCUCCGCUGCUGCUUCAUGCGCUCCACGAGAAACGAUGCCAGGCCUGCUUCACUGACGCUUCCUCCCCGGCCAUGCCCCUUCGGGCGCCCCUAGCACAGAAGCGGCUGGGGGCGUGCCGGCCGUCGCGUCUGCUUCCCAUGUCCACCACUCACGCGCACAGCUCGAUGCUGAUUGAGCGCGCAUCCCGUCGAAUCAAUCACUGCCUUGCCCUCCGCCUGCAGGAAGCCUACGACAGAGUGGAUAAGCGGCCGUAA
Messenger RNA from Trematosphaeria pertusa, 465 nucleotides. RefSeq lists its product as uncharacterized. The coding region runs from base 1 to 465 and encodes 154 amino acids. The record is from RefSeq and is a predicted model, not a curated record. Lineage: Eukaryota; Fungi; Ascomycota; Dothideomycetes; Pleosporales; Trematosphaeriaceae. The transcript has a single exon.